AUGGAAGCAGGCUCGGUGGUGCGAGCGAUCUUCGACUUCUGCCCGAGUGUAUCUGAAGAGCUGCCCCUCUUUGUGGGAGAUAUUAUUGAGGUGCUGGCAGUGGUUGAUGAAUUUUGGCUUCUGGGAAAGAAAGAGGAUGUGACAGGGCAGUUCCCCAGCAGUUUUGUGGAAAUUGUGACUAUUCCCAGUCUGAAAGAGGGAGAGAGGCUGUUUGUCUGUGUCUGUGAAUUCGUAUCCCAAGAAGUGAACAGUCUUCCCCUCCAUCAAGGUGACCUAGUGAUUCUCGAUGGCGCUCCCACUGCUGGCUGGCUGCAAGGUCGAAGUUGCUGGGGUGCACAGGGCUUCUUCCCAUCUUCAUGUGUCCGUGAGCUCUGCCUCUCCUCACAAAGCCGUCAGUGGCACUCACAGAGCGCCCUGCUUCAGAUUCCUGACUAUUCCAUGGGACAAGCUCGGGCCCUGAUGGGGCUUUCUGCCCAGCUGGAUGAGGAACUGGACUUCAGAGAAGGGGAUGUGAUUACUAUUAUUGGGGUUCCUGAACCAGGCUGGUUUGAAGGGGAGUUGGAAGGUCAAAGAGGCAUUUUCCCAGAAGGUUUUGUAGAGCUUUUGGGGCCCCUGAGGUCUGUGGAUAAGUCGUUAAGUUCUGGAAGUCAAGAUGGGUGCGUCAUAAAUGGUGUAGUAGAUAGCCCUGCAGGAGAAGAGGAUGAAGGACAACCAGGGACCUAUGGAACUGCCCUCUACAGAUUCCAGGCCCUGGAGCCAAAUGAGUUGGAUUUUGAGGUAGGGGAUAGAAUCCGAAUUCUGGGGACCCUGGAAGACGGCUGGCUAGAAGGCUCACUCAAGGGCAGGACUGGCAUCUUUCCUCACCGUUUUGUAAAGCUCUGUCCUAACAUAAGAGAAGUGGGAACCACAGAUGUACCACCGGAAAGCAGCCUUACCGAGAUCCCUGAAACUUCUUCGGGUUGUUUGGAGAACUCCUUAGUGUUAGAAGAAAAAAGACAUGCUCCUGAGUAUACCGGAGACAAGUCCAAUUGUGUUAUUUCUGGAGCUUUCGCUUCUCCUCUAGAUCAUAUGAACUCUGAGUGUGAAGUAGAUAAAAGCUCUUCUCAAGAUCAAGACACCUUAGCUGGGUCUCUGAGAACCCUAGACACAGCACAUGAAAAGCCUCUUGUCAGAGACUCUUCCAUGAAUGAGCCUUUAGAGGUGGUCAAUGGUAUUUCCUCCCAACCUCAGGUACCUUUACACCCCAGCUUGCAGAAAAACCAGUAUUAUUUUUCAGCAGGAGAGAGUCACCAGAGCUCAGACCCUCUUCCUCUAGAAGCAAGGAGUAGAGACUACUCCAGCCUACCUCUCAAAGGAACCUAUUCCCAGCGGAACAUUGCUCAGAAGCCAGUGGCCCCUCUUUAUAGCAGCUCUUCCCUCUCAGCCUCUGAGAUAGUCAAACCCAGCCAACAGGACCCUCAGCUCCAGGGUAUGAUGAGGUGUACUAAAAAUCACUACAAGGCCAAAGACCAUGCUUUCAGCUUUGGCUCUGCAUCAGAGAAGCUAACGAUGACACCCAGUUUUCCAAGCAAGAAGCCUGCUGUGCAAGCAGCGGCACUUGAACAGGGAGAUGGCAGCAGUGACCUGGAUUCUAAGUUGACCCAACAGCUGAUAGAGUUUGAGAAGAGCUUGUCCGGGCCAGGCGCAGAGCCAGAUAAAGUCUUACGCCAAUUUUCCAUCAUGGACUUUAACUCUGAGAAGGAUAUUGUCCGAGGUUCCUCUAAGGUAAUCACCCAGCAGGAACUACCUGAGAGGAGGAAAGCCCUGAGACCACCACCACCACGUCCCUGUACCCCAGUAUCCACUUCCCCCCAUUUGCUGGCUGACCAGAACCUGAAACUUGCACUCCCCUUGGCAGUGCGGCCCUCUCGCCCAGCUCCCUUGCCUCCAUCAGCACAGCUGAGAACAAAUACAGCAUCCUUCAAGCUCCUAACCUGUAACCAUCCUAGCUGUGAGACUCAAGAGCAAGAGGGCCUUGAGAACACAGAAAAGACUCUGGAGCAAACAUCCCAGUGUCCCUUAGUGUUGGUGAAGAUUCAAGAAAUGGAAUGGGAUUCGGGUAUGUCUAGGGGAACGCAAGAAGAGCUAAACGUAAUGCUGGAGGAGAAACAAAAUGAAUCGUUGAGAGUAGAGGCCCUUGAGAAUCUUGAGUUCUAUGAGAGUAACAUCGAAAGUUGGAGCAUGGGACUCCAGGAACUUAAAGAAAUGACCCUCCUGUCAUCCCAGUCUUCAUCACUGGUGGCCCCUUCUGUGUCUGUGUCCACUGAAAACCCACAGCAGAGGAUGUUGGAGAAGAGAACCAAGGUUGUGGAGGAACUUCUCCAGACAGAAAAAGACUACAUCCGGGAUCUGGAAAUGUGUAUUGACCGCAUCAUGGUACCCCUGCAGCAGGCACAGGUCCCGAACAUUGAUUUUGAGGGUCUUUUUGGAAACAUGCAGAUGGUGAUUAAGGUCUCGAAGCAAUUACUGGUUACUCUGGAAAACAGCAGUACUGUAGGAACUGCAUUCCUUGAUCACCGGGAUGAGCUUGAGGAAACGUACAAGGCUUAUUGCCAGAAUCACGAUGAGGCCAUCUCACUGCUGGAAAUCUACGAGAAGGAUGAGAAGAUCCUGAAGCAUCUGCAGGACUCCUUGGCGGAUCUGAAGAGCCUGUACAGUGAAUGCACUGUCCAGGCAAACCGUCUGCUUUUCCUUUACGAGAUAGAACCAACUGUGCUCUUCAUGCCUCUCUCAUCACCUCUUGUUGAGCUCCUAAUUGGGACGCUCACUAUAAUCAUUUCUGUUAUCAGCUUCAACGAGGUCACCUACGCUGUCCUCAAGUACCGUAAGGGUGAUGAAGAUAGCCUCAUGGAGAAAAUUUCCAAAUUAAACAUUCACUCCAUCAUCAAGAAAUCCAACCGAGUUAGCAGCCACCUGAAGCAUCUCACUGGCUUUGCUCCUCAGAUAAAGGAUGAAGUAUUUGAAGAAACAGAGAAGAAUUUCCGAAUGCAAGAAAGAUUGAUCAAAUCUUUUAUCCGAGAUCUCUCUCUCUACCUCCAGCAUAUCCGGGAAUCGGCAUGUAUAAAAGUGGUGGCCGCCACAAGUAUGUGGGAUGUGUGUAUGGAGAAGGGAAACAGAGAGCUGGAGCAGUUUGAGAAGGCGCACCGCUACAUCAGCGAUCAGCUCUUCACAAGUUUUAAAGAGCGGAUGGAGCGGCUUGUCAUCUCUCCCUUAAAUCAGUUACUGAGCAUGUUUACAGGACCCCACAAGCUGGUGCAGAAACGCUUCGACAAGCGCCUAGACUUGUAUAACUGCACCGAACGGGCAGAGAAGCUGAAGGACAAGAAGACUCUGGAGGAGUUGCAGUCAGCCCGAAACAACUACGAGGCCCUGAAUGCCCAGCUGCUGGACGAGCUGCCCAAGUUCCACCAUUACGCCCAGGGCCUCUUCACCAACUGCGUCCACGGCUAUGCGGAGGCCCACAGUGACUUUGUACACCAAGCUCUGGAGCAGUUACAGCCUCUGCUUUCUUUACUUAAACUUGCCGGCAGAGAGGGAAACCUUGUGGCCAUCUUCCAUGAAGAGUACAGCAGAGUUCUGCAGCAUCUCCAGGUGUUUACCUUCUUCCCAGAGACUCUCCCCGCUACCAAGAGAGCUUUCGAGAGGAAAACCAUGGACCGUCAGUCUGUUCGAAAGCCCCUCCUGGGCCUGGUGAUCACCAAAGGCUUUGUGUAUAGCUCCUUCCUGAAACCCUACAAUCCUCGUCGCAGCCACUCAGAUGUCUCCGUGGGCAGCCACUCUUCCACCGAGUCAGAGCAGAGCGGCUCCUCCCCCAGGUUCCCACGGCAAAAUAGUCACAGCUCCUUGACCUUCAACCCUGGCAGCAUGGCCAUGUCCUUUAGCUCAGGGCCUUGCCAGAAACCGCCUCAAGAUGCAGCGUUGAAGGAAAUUGGCCAUGGGAAUCUCAGUAGUUCCUUCAAUGUGGGUGAUUCAGAGAGUAGCCCUCCCAGAUGCCUUUCAGAGACAGAUUCCACCUCCCAGCCUAGGUCACGGGACUCUGGAGAUGCAGCCAGAGACACUACCACCUCAAGGAGUUACCGACGCUCCAGGCAUCCAGAAAUGGCUGGUUACACCGUACCAGGGCGAAAUGGACAAUGUAAAGACCUCGUAAAAGAAUGUGUGAAAAUAGCCCAGCCCAUGAAAGACAAAAAUAAAGAGCCAGAGAAGAGUGAGGCAGAAGGCAACCAGGUCUAUUUUGCUGUCUAUAGCUUCAAGGCACGAAACCCGAAUGAACUGAGUGUGUCAGCUAAUCAGACACUGAAGAUCCUUGAGUUUAAAGAUGUUACUGGCAAUACAGAGUGGUGGCUAGCGGAAGUCAGCGGAAAGAAGGGCUAUGUUCCCUCCAAUUAUAUCCGCAAAGCUGAGUACACCUGA
This is a messenger RNA of Chrysochloris asiatica (Cape golden mole), 4452 nucleotides long. It is a transcript of the gene DNMBP, whose product is annotated as dynamin binding protein. Gene Ontology annotation, molecular function: protein binding; guanyl-nucleotide exchange factor activity. Bases 1 to 4452 code for a protein of 1483 amino acids. Gene Ontology annotation, cellular component: cytoplasm. The record is from RefSeq and is a predicted model, not a curated record. Lineage: Eukaryota; Metazoa; Chordata; Mammalia; Afrosoricida; Chrysochloridae. The transcript is spliced from 16 exons.